This is a messenger RNA of Pediculus humanus corporis (human body louse), 186 nucleotides long. RefSeq lists its product as uncharacterized. The record is from RefSeq and is a predicted model, not a curated record. The transcript is spliced from 3 exons. Bases 1 to 186 code for a protein of 61 amino acids. Gene Ontology annotation, molecular function: protein binding. NCBI's taxonomy places the organism in Eukaryota, Metazoa, Arthropoda, Insecta, Psocodea, Pediculidae.
AUGCGUUUAAAUGCGAGUCACACGAUUCAAAAUUUAGAAACUUUUACGCAAUAUUUAGUAUCGGUUCAGGUAUUUAAUCCUGAAGGACCAGGUCCAAAUGCAACCGUCCUUGUUAUGACUGAUGAAGGCGAUGCUCCUCCUUCUGUCCCUCCCCCUCCCCCUUCUUUUCCCACUCCAUCUUUUUAA